UCUGCUUCACGAACGCGAGCCGGCUGCUUUUCUCUUGCCUCUCCGAGCGUCUUUGAGCUGUUGUGACAUAUGCGCUCGCCUCCCUCUCUCUCUCUCUCUGUCUGCGUCUCUUGCCUUUUUUCCUCCUCUUUUUUUCUUUCUCUCCACUAAACCCACACCUCUCCGUCUCUCUCUCUCUCUCUCUCUCUCUCUCUCUCUCUCUCUCUGUGUGUGUCUGUUUUACCAGACCCGGACAGGAAAAAGGAGCGGUACAGCAGAGAGCCCCGGCAAAGAAGACUGACCACAAUAACAGGAAGAGGAAGAGGAAGUGGGCAGUGACCUGUGCGAGGGAGAGAGAGAGAGACAGGAGCUGCGGGUCAACACUUUGUGGCCACUGGAUGAGAGCAUCACAUCGGAGGUGACGGGAAGAACAAAAAAGACCUGUUGGACUCUCACCUGAGGGGAAAAACCUCGACAGCCCCGAGGACGGAGAGCAGGUCGAUAAAGAGGCUUUUUGGAUUGACAGGAGUUUUUUUGUUGUUGUACCUCUUUGACAAAAUUCAAGUUAAGAGAAUACUGAGUAAUAUCGCAGCUCUAUAGGAUACGUUCUCAUCCGUCCUCCAUCAUCAUCGCCGACUUAGUCAAGAAACAGGAUUUGUGCGAGGAGGGAGGAGAGAGUGAAAUCCGCGCCUGUACAACAUCACCUGCUGCUUUCCUCUCUACAUCGGAGGAGGAGGAGGAGGAGGCGGGGGGGGGGGGGGACGGACGACGACAACCAGCUGCGAAGAAACGAAGAGGGGCGUAGAGGAGAGCGAGAGGAACGGGGGGAACAGUUUGAAUCAGGAGGUGGUGGAGCUCACGACCACCUACCAGCCUCUCGAGUACAGUUGGACCGACCCGCCGAGAGAGAGAGAGAGGGAAACACCUUGAAGGGAUUUGGGUUUUUCCAAACAAAAGCUCUGGUCUCCAGCUGUGAUGAUGGCUUGGCUCCAGUUGUGGACCACGGGGCUCAUGGCCUUAUCCGUGUCUCUCGCCGCUGCCGAACGCUCCGGCUUUCCUGCGGUGGGAGCGGAGGAGCGAGGCCCCGUCGACAUUGUGAAGAAGGAGACCCAUCCGGUGCUGCUCAGGCAGAAGAGGGAGUGGAUCUGGAACUCGUUCUACGUGGAGGAGGAGAAGCCCGCACCCGUCCCCUACAAGAUCGGACAACUCAAGUCCAGCCAGCAGGUGGAGGUGAAGAGGUUCAAAAUAGAAGGCAAAGGGGCGGACACCGGCAUCUUCACCGUGGACCAAAAGGGAGACCUGUACGUCACCAGCGCUCUGGACAGGGAGGAGCAGGACUCGUACCACCUGGUCGCCAAGAUGUACGACGGGAACAACAAGCUGAUCGAGGACUCCGGGGACUUUAUCAUCCAUGUGACGGACAUCAACGACAACAUGCCCGUGUUCCCCCGGAAGUACAACGGGUCCAUCAUGGAGAGGUCCACCAUAGGAACCAAAGUAGUUGAGGUGAGGGCGACCGAUGCCGACAACCCCACCACUGCCAACGGAGAGCUCAGGUAUUCGUUGAGCCAAAGUAAAGACUUGUCCGCCUUCGAGAUCGACAGCAUCACAGGUGUGAUCAGCAGCAAGAUAAACACCCUGGACCGGGAAACCAAGAGUCAGUACGUGGUGGUGGUCAGAGCUCAGGACAUGAGAGGAAUGGCCUCCGGCAGCACAGCCACCACCUCGGUCACCAUCACCAUCACCGACACCAACGACAACAUGGCCUCUUUCACCCGAAGAACGUACGAACUGCAGGUGCCGGAGGACCACAAGCUGAGCGACAAGAUGGGCACGCUGGAGCUGGAGGACAGAGAUCAGAUCCAGAACAAAGAGCCCAUCUUCGCCAUCCCGAGCGAACACGGCAAGAUGUUCAGUCUGGAACUCAGCCCCAGCAAAGACGGCAACCUCAUGCUCAAACAGGCUCUGGACUACGAGACGACGGACAGCUACACCUUCACUGUGCAAGUGCGAGAGAACCUGAGGAACCUGCGUUUCCCCGCUGACAACGUGAACAGCGCCGUCACCACGGCCCAGGUCAACAUCAAGGUGUUGGACGUGGACGAGCCGCCGGUCUUCUCCGAGCCCAUGUACACCUUCUCCGUUGUGGAGGAACGGAGCGCGAACAUCGGAAUCGUCACAGCCCGGGACCCGGACAAGGCCAAGAAGACCAUACGGUACUCCAUCUUAGACAAAGACUGUCCUAUCGGAAUCAACCCGCUCACAGGUCAGCUGUCCACCCUGAGGACGCUGGAUAGGGAGCUGGAGGCCACACACAUGUUUCAAGUUAUGGCGCAGGAGGAGCCAAGCGGUUUGGAGUCAUUUGUGAAAGUGAACAUUAUAGUGCUGGACAUUAACGACAACGCGCCGGAACUGUCCGUGGAUGAGAUCUUCGUCUGUGAGAACGACGUCACUAAUACCGUGAUAGGAACCCUGAGGGCCACCGAUAAAGACGACCAGCCGGCCUCCUUCAGCUUCGGCCUGCAAAGCGAGAGUUCCAACUUCUCCAUCCAAGACCACGGCAACAACACGGCGGACAUCCUGGUCAAACAGGGCCCGUUCAGCCUGGACGACCCCAGGGAUUACAACGUGGACGUGGGCGUCAGCGACGGAGGACGACCCGCCCAGACGAGCAUCACCACACUGGCGAUCAAGUUGUGCCGCUGCGACGCCAGGCGGAUUCCCACGCAGUGCAAGGCGAGCGCCCGGACGAUGUCGGUGAGCGUCCACGCCCUCAUCGCCAUCCUGCUCUGCAUACUGACCAUACUGGUCAUCGUGAUCCUGUUCGUGAUGAGGAAACGCUACCGGAAGGAUUCUCUGGCCAACAUGAAGAACAGCGGCGAGAUCCACGAGCAGCUGGUCACGUACGACGAGGAGGGAGGAGGAGAGAUGGACACUAACGGCUACGACGUCUCCAUCCUCAGCUCCGCCUGCCACGACGGCUCCCUGCUGCGCCACUCGGACCGCCUCCACCCGCACCCCUCGCUCUACGCCAUGGUGCAGAAGCAGCAGGCCCCCCACCACCACCCGGCCGCGUGCAAGGGCGACAUGGCCGCCAUGAUCGAGUCCAAGAAGGACGAGGCGGACCACGACCGCGACGGCGUGCCGUACGACACGCUCCACAUCUACGGCUACGAGGGCGCCGAGUCGCUGGCCGAGAGCCUCAGCUCGCUGGGCAGCUCGUCCACCGGCUCCAACUUGGACUACGACUUCCUGAACGACUGGGGGCCGCGGUUCAGGACCCUGGCCGAGCUGUACGGAGUGGACGCGCCCGACUUUUACCACCAGUACUGACGGACGACGUCCGGGGAAACGUGAUGCCAAAACACACACACACACACACACACACACACACACACACACACACAUCGAUCAAUCUCACACACAUUUAUAGAUCCAUGCUUUCAUGUCGUCCAUUUUGUUUCUGGGCGAGGAGCUUCUUCUCCGGCCGUCUGAAAACAGAAUCCAGGAGCGACUUUUCCCGGUGCAGCGUCACCAACGAACUUUUGUCACACAGAGUAAUUCUCUGAAUCGGUUUGUUCACUCCCCACAUCAAACUCGAGGAAGCUCGAAGGGGAAGAGCGUCUCUCUCCAACGGGGAGAUGUUGGAACGCCAGAGGAUUAAACGAAAGCUAAAGAUGUUUGAAAGAGGAUUUAGUUGAGAUCUUCAUCACGACGACGUGUCCCUCGUCCCGUCGGAGUCGAUCGCGGAGGUCGACGGCGACGUUGUACAAACUUCUUCUUCACGUUUGGGUUUUUCGUGCGCGCCACCAUUUUGCGUCCCCUCUCCCCAUGCACCGAGCACUGCACGCAAAAAAAGUUCAUAUCCUGAUCCGUCUCCUUUCUAUGCACUGAUAUCCAGCUACACACAGUAUACACCUUCCAGUUAAUGAACAACCAAGGAAACACAUUCCAACUAUCAUACUUUGCACUCGACGUCCAGAUCUGAGCACAUUUACGAGAUUAAUAUCAGAAUAUUAACAGUUUUCCGUUUAUUUUUCCGUCUCUUAGUGGAGAUGCAAAAUGGUGCACGUCAAAGCAAAAGCAUUUUCUUUUUGCCAUACUCUCUUUUUGUUCCUAUUCGCCUGUAAUCUUUUUCAACUUUGAACUUGUUGUUUUUUUACAUUUAAAAAAAAAAAGAAAGGGCCUCAAACAUGGAGAGAACGAGGUGAUUCUUUUGGGGGGGGGGGGGGGAGAUUUGUAAAUAUCAUCGUUGAGGUUUUUUAUUGUUUUUUCAUAGUUUGAAGUGUUUGAUCGCGGCGAGCCGUGUUCUGUCCGUGUGCUGUUCAGCAUCAGUCUGUUCCCGUGAUACAUGUGUUCAUUCUUCCUCUACAUGCAGUCAUGCAUCCUGACGUGACAUCAGCUGUUUGUCCCGAGCGAAGAAAGACUUCAGAUAACGUGUCUCAAAAGAUCCUGACAUUCGGCAUUUGUAGUUUUUUUUUGCAAAGCAGAAAAACCAAACCUCGAAAAGGAAAAAAAAUCUCUUUCCCCUUUCGCUGUUGUCUGAAAUCAACCAUCUGAUGAGGAGUCAUUUCCCAAAUCCUCUUUCUUUCGCUCGGAGGAGAGAACAAUGGACAGAGAAGGAAACGGCAGCGCGGCCGUCCAGACAGAAUUACAGCUCGGGCCCCGGCUUUGUAUUCGACAGAACUCAUCAUCACACUUAUUGUGGAGAUGAGAAGACCGAAUCCUCGGAGGGACGACGAGAACAAGAGUCAUUCACACAGAUCAGGAAGCGCCGAGUGGCGGAGAGCAGCCGGCCGGGCAGCUGGAGGUGGCCCCGAUAACUUUAACCUCUCAUCCUUUCUGGCUACUGUCCGGGUCGUAAAGUCUCGACGUCAUUGUAAGCAUUGUUUUAGUCUGAUUCUGCAGCGUUUUAUUGUGCGUAGUUGGUUGCUUUUUCAACAAUUUGGACGUGGGAAGUUGCUCGUGCAAGUUGAUGUGAUGCUUUGGUUUCUCCAACUAUUAGUUUCCAUCUGAAAAAGGGAUUUGUCUCAAAAUAUGGAUACACAACAAAUUAUUUUGAAAAAAGAAAUGGUCCUGGUAUGAACAGGAGAAUCCAAUAAUCACUCUGACAGCCUCGUGAAAAACGUAAUAGCGUGUCGCGGAUCAUGUCUGAAAUGAAUGAUAAUUCUCUUCAUCUUCAUUAUCAUAAGUGACCAAAUGUCCAAAACACAAAUAAAUCUAAUUUACAUUGAUUUAAAACAACAACAACAAAAAAAGCAGCAGAAACUCAACUCCUUGAAUCACAAUUUUUUGUCAACGACGAGAUUAACUUUUCACUUCUGCUCCAUCGUGGAUUCAUCUCCUCAAUAAUUCAAGUUGCCAGGACAAGAUGUCUCUUCGCUCUCCAGUUAGAUCAUGAGGUCGUCCUCAGGGACGACUGUUUGACCCCCGACCCUCUGGGACGAGGCCUGUGUCCAACCAGGAACUGUAUUUAUCAAUGACUUACUUAGCAAUUUAAAAAAAAAAUAAAAACACCAGACAUUUUUAGCUUAUUGUUCAAAUUCAGCGCCUGGAGAUAAAUGACAAUUUUUCGAAAUGAAUCCGUCUGAAUGAGUCUCGCGACGGUUCCUGUUGUUUUUUGUCAGCGUGAUGUGAAGCCCAGCGUGUAGCCAACUCGCAGUUUGUUUAUUCUCCCGUUUAUUCUGUUUGGCUUGGACUCAGACUCGUUUCCUUAAAACCUCUGGGCUCGCGCGGAAUCUGACAAACGCUGGAUACAAUAGCUGGAAGCCCUCGCGAUGCUUUCCUGUUAGAUUCAUACGUGUGUAUAUAUACAUACAUACAUAUAUAUGUAUAUAUACACACACAUAUAUAUAAUCUGAGCAGCCUCACUCUCAGUCGCCCCCCCUCCCUCCACGUUUGUUGCCUCACCCGAAUCUCCCUCGCGCCGUCCUCUUCUCCCGUUGCCCUUUAAUCAGCGAAACCAAACGGGACUUCCUGUCCAUCUGGGCCGUGCCCGCCCCUUCCUGUCCGGCGUUAUCUUCUGUCUCCUGAGCCCCGGACACAUUGUGCGACGCUUCCUGUGGUAUGGGAAAACAACCUCCACCUUGAAGAGAGAGAGAGAUGGGGGAGGAGGAGGAGGGGGGGUAUGAGGUUGAAGAAAGACGAAGAGAAAAAACAAUGUGGAGCCGUGAUGAGGUUUUCCAGCCGAGCAGAAAAACACAAGCAAAGACGCGAAACGCUCGAGACGCGUCACGCGUUGACGUCCUGUUGCGUUUUUUGAAAUUUUGGAAAUUCACAAAAGAGAUGAACUGUUCUAAAAUGUGACGUCCUGAUGAUUACAUUCCAAUCACAACGGGGCCAUUCGUAUAACAUCUUGAAAUAGUUUCCACGACCACCUCAAAAGAGAAUGAAGAUGAUUUAAAAACUUUUAAACGUCAAUGGAGAUGAACGGUGGUUUGACCUUUUUCCAGCUGCCGUCAGAGAAUCAAACUGUGACCUGGAGAAGCUGCGCUGCACCUUGGAGGAAAAUCUCCUCUCAUUUCAGACCCGAGCUUUUCAAGGAGACGGUAUUAAAGUUGUUGUUUUUUUGGCAUUAUUACAAAAAGAAAGAGGAUUCAUGCAGAAAAAAAAGAAUCAGCCGCCUGUAGCAGAUGGAGGUGCUCAAUUAUCUUCUCUCCGAACAGCAAUAAGUGUCGGUGUGUAGUUGUGGUGAGAACAUCUGACACGGGUCGGUAGUUUGACGAAAUUUUCUUUUCUACUUUCCUUAUUUUUUUUAUGUGCAAUUACUGAACGCUGAUAUUAAAAAAAAAUGUAUUGGUGGUUCUGUUAUUGUUUGUAUUUCAUCUAACGUAUGGUUUCUUUACCACGCCCUCACAUGAACUUUCAUAUUUCCUUCAUGUGUUUCGUAUUUACGUGUGAAAAAACACAUUUAAGUCGCCAGUGUUUUCCACUUUUCGAAAAAAAAUUUUUUUUUAGAUCGGUUCCAAAAAUAAAUAUGACCUUAACAUAUUGUUUGGCAAUAAAAGUGAAAAUGUCCAUUUUCAUUUCAGAUUGCAUUUAAAUUAAGUAACGUCUACUUAUUUACAUUGUUAUACGUUAACCCAUAAUAAGUCGUCGCAUAUCCUUACAAAAAAAUUCUAUUGAUGAGGAAUCCUGUAUUUUAAAAACACGUUGGGAUCAUCUUCCAAGCUCCACGUUGUAACAGUGACACUGUUUUGUCAAGUAGAUUUGUGCAUUAUCAAAAAAAAGUGCCAUAUUUUAAAUAAUUUUGAUUUUGUGUUGUGUCCUCUAUAAAAUAACGAAUCACUCUUGGAUUUAGAUUGAAAAUAUAAAAAUGAAUCUCUCAGGUUGAGGCUCCAGGAACAAAAAAAAGAAGUGGUUCAACAAACAAACCCCAUAUUUAACAAUAUUCUGUUAAAAAAAAAAUCUGAUUUAACUGUACUUUCAUCUGUGUAUCUCAUGUGUAAGGAAACAUAAACUUUGAGUGACAUGUAUAUAUUUAAAAAAAACUGUGCCUAAUAGUGAUUUCUCUCUUUCUGCCCUCGCCCUGUUUCAUUCUAUCAUUUACUGUAUUUUUUCGAGGAUGUUAAACUUGCUACAAUCUCUUUUUAUUGCUGUCAAAAAGAAAGAAAAACAUAAAGUUUCCUACAAAAGUCACAGAGCAGAGUGUGAUGGACGAGCGAGCGACCGCGUGAAUCUGUGAGUUAUUGUUUGUGUCCACUUGUGUGUGCUUGCAGCUGUACUCAUGUACAUACACGCAAAUGAGUGUCAAACCAAUAAAAAAAAAGCGACUAUAUAGAUAAAAAAUAAAUCCUGGUGUAAAUACAGUAAGGGGUAUUCGAGGGAGCAACAUGUGCCUUUAUUCCUUUAAAAAAAAAAAUACUGUAAUUCAUUUUUGUGAUGGUGAACACAAUGUUUUUAUAUUGUUUUUAUGGUGUAUAACAACUACUUUUUAUUACCUGACAUUUUUGUAAGUGCGAAAUAAAAAAAUAAAGAAUAAAUAAACACUCAAA
This is a messenger RNA of Scophthalmus maximus (turbot), 7973 nucleotides long. RefSeq names its product cadherin 5 (gene cdh5). The coding region runs from base 955 to 3312 and encodes 785 amino acids. Gene Ontology annotation, cellular component: plasma membrane; catenin complex; bicellular tight junction. The record is from RefSeq and is a predicted model, not a curated record. Lineage: Eukaryota; Metazoa; Chordata; Actinopteri; Pleuronectiformes; Scophthalmidae. Gene Ontology annotation, biological process: adherens junction organization; vasculature development; regulation of establishment of cell polarity. The transcript is spliced from 15 exons. Gene Ontology annotation, molecular function: calcium ion binding; cadherin binding.